This is a messenger RNA of Trachymyrmex cornetzi, 1464 nucleotides long. RefSeq names its product CD2 antigen cytoplasmic tail-binding protein 2 homolog holn1 (gene holn1). The transcript has 7 exons. Gene Ontology annotation, molecular function: protein binding. Gene Ontology annotation, cellular component: U5 snRNP. NCBI's taxonomy places the organism in Eukaryota, Metazoa, Arthropoda, Insecta, Hymenoptera, Formicidae. Bases 355 to 1371 code for a protein of 338 amino acids. The record is from RefSeq and is a predicted model, not a curated record.
UAGCAGAUAGAACAGGAGAGUGAGAGAGUGAGUAAAAUGGAAGUUCCAUCUGAUUGUUGUACCUACCAAGUAAUGCUGUUUUGAAAAUUUUACUCACGAUCCUGACAAUAAAUGUCACGCGAAUCAUAAUUGUAAAUAAAAAAAUGUUUGUAAACGAGCUUUGUGGAGCAAAAUUUUUAUAACGGAUAAAAUAACCGACAUUUGGAAAUUACGUCGCAAUAUAACCUGAGUAUAAACUAACCUCUUGACAUCAAGGCACCUCAAAACACGAAAGAAUUUUCUACAGCACGAAACGUUUACUUCUGAAAAAUAAGCUUAUCUUUGACAAAAAGAAGUAGGUGUCAUAAAAAAACCAUGUCGAAACGUAAAUUUGAUGAUAUGGAAGAUGCAUCUAAUAAGCAACCACUUAAGAAUUCAUUGGACUCUGAUGAAGAUGACGAUGAAGUAAAUGAAGAUACCUAUAACAUCAUGAAUGAAGAUGAAUUUGAAGGUACAGAAGAUGGACCCUCGGCACCAGAAGCAAAUGUAGGAUUUACAGCAUUUAAUAUGAAAGAGGAGUUGGAGGAAGGUCAUUUUGAUAAAGAUGGCCAUUACCUUUGGAAGAAAGAGAAGCAAGUUAGGGAUAACUGGCUGGACAAUAUUGAUUGGGUCCAGGUUAAACCUGGUUCCACCACUAAUUUACAAAAAAGUACCAAGUCCAGCAAAAGUUAUGGAUUGGGAGAUAGCGAUAGUGAUGAUGAGGGAGAUAUUAUGUUUGAUCCUAUUCCAUUGUAUAAACAAAUUUUAGAAUAUCUUAAACCUGGUGAAACUGUUUCAAAGACAUUAUGCAGACUUGGUAAAGGAAAAAAGAAAUUGACUACAGCUGAAAGGUGGAAAAAGAAAAAGGAAUCCAAAACAGGUAAAGAAGAGGAAGAUCCAAAUUCUAUUAACAUAACAAAGUUAACAGAGCUGGCAAAUGAAUUAUUAACACGCACUGGUAAUAUGAACAUAUAUCAAGAAAGUUAUGAACAAAUAAAAAAGAAGAUUGAACAAGCAGAUAAACAUGCACACCCUUCAAAACAAGAAGCAGAGCUAGAUAUGUAUGCUGAUGAUUUUGAUGAAAAGGAGAAGGCGAAACUAGAUGACACUGAUAAUGGAAAGACAGCAGAAACAAGCAAUGCAGAAGAAAAUACGUCUCUAGAAGAAAAUGUAACGUGGGAUUUGAAAUGGUCACAAGAUGAAAAUGCAGAGAUACAUGGACCUCAUACUAGUCAGCAAAUGCAUGUGUGGGCAAAAGAGGGUUAUUUCAAAAAGGGUGCCUGGGUCAGAAGAACCGGACAGCAAAAUCAAUUUUAUAAUGCCUCUAGAGUAGAUUUUGAACUUUAUCUGUGACAUUUUUGUCUAAUACAAAAAUGUGAAUAAAUAAAUAUAAAAAUUGUCUGAAUAUUUGUCAAAUCAUGCGAAACUUCUAUGAAAGUUAUAUGU